CCGAUUUUACUUUUUAUUCCUCGUCCAGUGCGUGUCGUCUUAACAUUCUUUGCUUUUCGCGCGGUUCAUUGUUCGCCAUUCAACUUCCUCCUUUUUCUCUUUUGGUGGUGUUCCUGUUGAUGUGUGCAUGAUAAUUUAGGUAAAUAAAAGAACGUAGCUGUGCUAAGAAAGGACGCGUUUUCUUGGAUAUAGUUCACGAGUUAUGAGUACGGUGAAUAGUCCUCUUGAAAAGCCAGCGCUCUCAUAAUGAAGAUAUCCUGCACGGCGCCGCUUCUUCUGUUAGUCUUCUUGGCGCAGUACACCGUUUGCUAUUUUCCGACGCGUCCGACUGGUACAACCAGAUGUCCCCCGGUGAGGCUGCCGAAUGGCAGAGUCCGACCGAGGGCCAGGGGAAGAAUCAUCAGAUUCAGUUGUUACGAGGGUUUUACUCUCGUAGGUAACAAGUAUGCAACUUGUUUUCGAGGCCAAUGGGAUACACCUACGCCCGUAUGCGUCAAUGCAGAGUGUCCUGUACCACCCGUACCAGAACACGCGUUGAUGGCACCUAAAUACAAUGGUGCGAUAUUAUUAUACUUUUGCGAGCCUGGACACGCAUUAAUUGGUUCGCCCGAGAUUUAUUGCAAUGGAAAACAGUGGAAUGGCACAGUGCCUUAUUGUCGAGACACUACCGCUUCUCCUCCGACGCAGUGCGAUUUCGAGAAACCGGAUCUUUGUUGGUGGGAACAGGAUCCCCAGCACGAUUUCGAUUGGCAGCGACAUAAUUUCGAGACUACAAGUCAUCACAUAGGAACUGGACCAUCUCACGACCACACAUUAGGAGCAGGGAAUGAUGGUUAUUACUUGUACAUCGAAGCCACUGGUCGAUUGAUAAACGAUACCGCAAGGAUCAUUUCUCCCAUUUACAAUGCAUCGUACACGGAUUCUGGCUGUUUCUCAUUCUGGUACCAUAUGUUUGGCGCCACAGUGGGAGCUCUAAACGUAUACUUCAAACAAGAAAACGAUCUUCUACCGCGAUUAAUGUUCAGCAAAGAAGGAAACCAAGGAAACCAAUGGCUGCACGGCAUUUUCAAUUUCCCCAAGGCUAAAAAGGGUUUCCAGAUUAUAAUCGAGGGUGUACGAGGGAGUAGCUACGUGAGCGACAUCGCCGUAGACGAUGUGGCCAUUUUGCAGGGUGACAAGUGUCAAAACGACAGUAAAACCGAGAACGAGGGGGUCACCGAGAGCAACGAUGAUCAAAUCGAACUGGUGAACGCGCAACAAACUUGUCGCGGAAGAUGUAAAAAUAGUGUGACAUACAAUUUUACAACUUCGAUACCACCUACGCCAACGGAAAUCUGCCUCUGCACCCUCGAUUGCGAAGAACAGUCACUCUGCUGUCCGGAUUACGCGGAAUAUUGUAUUCUGGCGUACACCGAUGAAGCGACCACGACUAUCGAGCAAUCAACGAUUCCGAAUCACGAGGGGGCGGCAGUUUCGGUUCCACCCGCGGAAAAGAGCACAGUGAUCGAUAUGGCGACAGUGAGGACAGGUUUCUCGAUAAAUCCAAAGGAUGAUAUCGAUCCUGUCACAUUGAGGCCGUCGACGAGCACCACGAUGAUGCCAAUUUCGACCACGACCAGGCGGAAAACUGAGAAACCAACGAAAAGUACGGAGACACCGAUUGUUCGGUCCACCACCAUCGUCACUGAGAGAUACACUUCGGAGAACGAGAUACCUGCAGAUUUGGACGUAAAGAGACAAGGUUUAGAGAAGAAACGAAGUUCGAAGUUCAGCUUGUCAGGGAUUAUCGCUGUGGUGGUUGGAAUCAUGACGGGAGUAUUCAUCUCGCUAAUGGUCGCGACCAUCAUUCUCAGACGAAGAAAAACGUACAAACGUGGAACGAAUGGAUCAGCGCUUUCGGAAGACAGCGACGUUCGAUUUUUAACAUCCGACGAGAUCUUGGAUUUCACGUUAGCCAGACCUAGCGAGAACGACGAAACGUUAAUUAAUAAAGUAAAAGUAAAGUAUUAAAUACAUUUUCCACUGUUUUUUUUUUUGUAUUAUUUUAACAAUGAAACUAUUAAUUUUUAACGUGUACCUAAAUAUAUUAUACGUAUGUGGUUAUAAAUAUAUUAUUUUGUAAUAUCGCGGAUAGAUGUGUCCUAUCUGGUGGAGCUUUUCUCCCAAAAAGAAGCUAUAAUGUAAGUGCUAUAUUUAGCUGUAUGAUUUCGUAAGAUCGAUCUACUUAUGUCAAUUGGAAGCUUUAUGCUUCAUUGACAUUUUGUUUCGUAGGAGGCUACGGUCAAUGUUUAUUAAAUAUUGAAGUAUCAGUUUCAAAGGUUAGAAAAUUAGGGAAUCACGGUUUAUCGAUAUUUCUUGCAAAUUAGAUUAACGUACUGUAUAUAGUAAUAAUAUUUGUUAGAACUAAAGAGUUGUUAAACAAACAGAGGUGCGGAAUAAAUAUUAAUUCUAUUUAAUUUCUACACGCUUAUUGUUAAAUACUCUUCGAAUCGUAUCGUCUCAGCGUUUCGAUUAUUAAUGAAAUACUCUUAAAAUUUGUCUAUCAGAUUUUCCAAUCUUCACACUUUUUUGAAACAAAAAUAUUUUUGUAAAAAUGUGAAUAAAGUUUUACAAAAUAAAACUUUCCUCUCUCAAAGUA
Messenger RNA from Bombus pyrosoma, 2638 nucleotides. RefSeq names its product MAM and LDL-receptor class A domain-containing protein 1-like. Lineage: Eukaryota; Metazoa; Arthropoda; Insecta; Hymenoptera; Apidae. The coding region runs from base 247 to 2010 and encodes 587 amino acids. Gene Ontology annotation, cellular component: membrane. The record is from RefSeq and is a predicted model, not a curated record. The transcript is spliced from 10 exons.